This is a messenger RNA of Dreissena polymorpha, 6683 nucleotides long. RefSeq lists its product as uncharacterized. The transcript has 4 exons. The record is from RefSeq and is a predicted model, not a curated record. Lineage: Eukaryota; Metazoa; Mollusca; Bivalvia; Myida; Dreissenidae. Bases 215 to 1936 code for a protein of 573 amino acids.
UUAUGCUGUUCCGGUUAAUAACAGGGUUUUAGGAAUUCGAUAACUUAUCGACUUUGUAAACAAAGGGAGAUUUUUAGGAGUACUGUACGUCUCAUACAUUUGAAAUUUAUGUCAUCUUUAGCAUAAUCAUACGUAGUCUCCAAGAUUCCCCUGCAUUCAAUUGGUUGCGUUAUUUAAAGACGUCAAUAAAGGGAGAGUCCUCAAUGCAUCUCUCAUGAUGGAUGGGGACAAUCCGAAGACCCAUGGUAACCAAGGGUUAUCCCACAGCCUUCAAAACAAUGGUGCCAUCAACCUUCCUGUGUCUUCAUUCAUAUCACAGCCAGGGAGCAGUCAUGGAGACAUACAGACCAUCAUUUUACAGAUUCAGCAAAUGCUGGAGAUGCUCAGUGGACGUGGUGUCAACUCCAUGCUGGUCACGGUCGACUGCAUGGGCGACAUCAGCAUCCAGGGAUCCAACCGUGGACAGAUCUUCCUCAAAGAAAACCCUGACAUUGCAGACAGAUUCUCCAAGAUUUGCUCAGAUGACGUGUGGACGCUUCUUGGGGCACAGAAGAGGUUUCUAGAGAUUGGCCGUCAGCAGGCUGGUAACAAGUCUGGUUUCUCUGAGAAGGGGGACUACCCACUGGACUUCUCUCAUGAGAGAGGGAGUUACUUCCCUUCACAAAGUGUUCCCACAUCUGCUGUUCAGGAGAACUCAUUUGUUCAAGGCAUCUUGUCGCAGACCAACCACAAGUCAUAUCAGCCUAACACCCUCUUCCAGGGACCGUUUGGUCAGUUUGUUAACGAAAAUCGUGCAAACUCGGGUUCGUUCUUUCAGGGGGGGUUCUCACAGAGCGUGCAAUCUUCAGAUAACUAUGUCCAGUCGUCCUACAUGUCCGGUGCUGACAGUAUUAACAACAAAGACCCUUUUGUUAAUCAGCCCCUGCAGCAACCAAUGCCUGGAUCUUUAAGUUCUCACCAGAAUCAGCAAGAUAAGUCUAAUGGCAUGAGUGAGGCAGAGUUGAUCAAGGAGAUGCUAUCAGCAACGCCGGUCACGGAAGUGGUGCUGAAUGUGAAAACAAACACUGGUAGCAAUAAAGAGAAAUCCACAAAGAACAAGGCUGCGGCUAGUAGUGAGGCUGAGAAGUCCAAAGAAGGGUCAGCAAAGAAAAAGCGUGAACGACGACCGGAAACCUGGCAGCGUAAUAUUAAAAAGAAAUUAAAGACUGAAGGCAAAGCUUAUGUGAACGCAAAAGGUAAGCUUGUUCCUGCAAAGGAAAUGCGGCCUGUUGAUUGUUCGAAAUGUAAACAACGGUGUACAGAUAAGAUUUCUGAGGAUACGAGGAAGAAAAUAUUUGACUGGUUCUGGAAAUUAGGUUCGUACACAGCUCAAAAAGAGUUUGUAGUAUCGCGAGUAACACAGGUGGCAACAAGGACGAACAAAAGACGCUCCGUGCAUAGGCUUUUCUCAUUUGAAAUAAAUGGCAAGUAUGAGUCUGUUUGCAAACCGUUCUUUUCUGGUACACUUGGUAUUGGUGAUAGCUACAUUUACAAGGCCUUUGAACAGAAGGCUCGAGACUUGUUCGUGCAAGACGGCCGCGGAAAACAUGCGCCGGUCAAUAAAACUUCUCAGGAACAGGUGGAGGUGAUGCAUGCCCACCUUGACAGGCAUCUCUCUGAGUAUUCCACUGACAAAGCCCUGCCAAAGAACAUCCAUGCAGUUAAAUGGUACGAGGAGUAUUUGGCUCUGUGUGCCUCACAUGACAAGAAACCAGUGUCCAAGCAUAUCUACCGAAAAAUCUUCCAGGAGUACACAAGGAAGUUUCCAAAUCCGACAGAGAAAAAAAAGAGUGACAUUGAUGGAGAUGAUCCGGCUGUUGGGCUUUCUCAGGCUCUGGUUUCCGUGUCCAGGGAGACUCUGGCAGCUAUCAAUGGGCAGAUAGGUCUUUCCCAGUAGCUGCAAUUUAAUUCAAGUAAAAAUCAUUAAAUUAUCAUAAAACUGUAAUGGUCUUAAACACAGAAAUAGCUUGACUUUGUUUUAAUGUUGAGUAGGACAUUUAUUUGAUGAUGUUCAAAUAAUGAAUUUACCAGGAAGAGUGUAAUAGUCUUAAACAAAUCGAAAUGUUUGAACUUUGAGUAGGAGAGCCAUUAAAAAAUCAAUCCACAUUUGCUAUGGAAUCUUAAAUUAAGUCCAUGGGUUGUUUUAUAUAUUGGAUCAGAUUUUUGUUAAAUUGCUGUAAUGAAAAAUCUGAAAGCAUUUGUUCACAUGUUUUCAUAUUUUGUUCUUCCAAAUUUUGAUUUAAAUGAUGUUAUUAUCAAUUUUGUUAAUGAUCCUAUCUAACCAAAUACUUGAAAUGCAUUUGUAUAAAAACUAUUACUGAGCUUAAAGUGAAAAUUGAGAAUUCAGUGUUGUAUAUUAUUUAUUUGUAGUAAUUGAUGUAUUGUUAUGUAUGAAAAUUAAAAAAGGACAGAUUUCAAGAGUUAAAAAUAAGAAACAGCAUUGCCCAAAAAGGAGAAAAUUAUUUAAUAAAGGUAUGGUACAGCAAGAAGUUAAUCAUACUGCUAUUUGUACACUGAAUUGUGAUCUGAGAAGGUUCAGUUGAAACUUGAGAAAUGUAUCAUAUGAGCUUUGUCAUGCGUAAAUGGGUGUCAUGCCAUAUUUGGCCAGGGUAACUCCAGUCUAGCAAGGAGCUACCAUGUCUAUAAGUCAUGCACGUUUUUUAUUCUCGUAAGCGGACUGCGUAGGUGCCCCACCACAAUGAGGCUGAUUUAAGUUAAUGUUCAGCAAAUACACACUGAGAUGUCAAUUUUAGAAGAGCUUUUUUUCUGCCUUUUUUUUAUUGUUAAAAUAUGGGAAGUGGUACAAUAGUUGAUGUACUUGUACUUAAUAUUUUUUGUAUGUACAUUUUGAUGUGUGCAAAACUUGUCUUCAGAAAUUGACAGAAAUUCUUAUAGUGUCCCAGAAAAUAUCCACAUAUACAAACAAAAAAUGUAAGCUGUUUCAUGGAAAAUGGGUGUUAUGCGGCAUGUGGCCAGCAUAGCUCCAGAUUAACUUGCACAUUUACAGUCUGGUCAGGAGCUACUAGUCUGCUGUAUUAUUAUGCAAAGUUGUAUGCAAUCCAUGAAAGCCAUUUCACAGGUUACAUUUAAUAUGGAUACUGGCUACUUUUCCCACAAAAUAUCAAAUGGAAUGGCGAAAAUACACCUGUUUUAUUGCUUAGACGCCGGCUACUGUGAAAAUAUAACUGGCUUAUUAAAUGUUUCUGGAGAACACUGUGUAUGGUCUCACAGUAGCUCUGGUCUGGAGUUAAACUCGUCCCAUGUGGCAUAAAACAUAAGGCAUAAGAUUUUUUUAUGUUCGUAUUUCUGUUGCUAGCUUUUAAAAAUAAUGUCAUCAGUGGAUAAACUAUUAUGUGUCAAUACAGCUCCUGUCUGAAAUAGACUUAAAGAAAUGCAGUUUGUUAAAAUAUUAUACAGAAUGUAUUUGUUUUUGGUGAAUAAGCAUAUUAUCAUAUGUUUUUGUGAAUACAUCAGAGGCCACAAAGUCUAUGUAACUAAAUAAAUUUAAAACUGUUCCAAACAAGUAUUAAUGCAUAUGAGCUGUGCUCUGUGAAAAGGGGGUUAAAUGCAUGUGCUUAAAGUGUGGUCCCAGAUUAGCCUGUGCGGACUGCAGGGGUGGUACUUUCUUGAAACAAAAAAACCCCAUAAAAGCAGAAAAUGUUGUCCCUAAUUAGCCUGUGUGGACUGGACAGGCUUAUCUGGGAUGACACUACACACUUGCAUUAAACCCAUUUUUUCACAGACCAUGACCCACAUGAAUUGAACCCUCAAGUGGGCUGGUGAACAUUUUCGUCAUAUCUAUUUUGGUCAGUUUUAUUGACAUUAAUUAUAAUGAAUCCAGUUGUUAAAGAUAAUGCAAUUACAUAUAAAAACAUUAAAUAAACCUCAAUAUGGCACAUUCUUGUAAAAAUCAUUUGUAUGCAUACUAAUUCAUUUACUUUUUGCUCGAGAAGUUUUUGCUUGAUAUUUUAAUUACAUGUACACUAUUUUUUUAUGAUUAAACAACCGUCUUCAAUCCAAUUUUACACUUAAGAAAAUAUAUGUUUGUGUUCAGUGAAUGCCAAAUGUAAGAACAUGUUCUGUCAUAGGUUGCUACCCUUAGUACAGAAAAUAUAAUAUGAAGUCAGAACGUAGUUAAAUAUUUCUGAAGCUAUUGCUGUGUAAUGAACAUACUGUAUUUGUAAUUUUUUAUCAGCCCAACUGGUUUGGAAAAAUGUGUAACGUUAAUCUACUGCAUGUAUUUCUCAUAUUUCUCGUAUAAAAUAUGUAUUAAUUUAAAUUUUGUUGUUAAGUGAUUUGUACUCUAUUAAAAAUGUGUGCUUUGAUUUUACAAUAGGCUUUAAGGUUGCAUGUAAAUAUCAGGUGUUGUUACUUUAUCAGGUAAUUCGAGGGAUAUGUUCUUUUAUAGAUAAAUGCAAUCUGUAUUAUAAGUCAGUGUGUAUAUUGCAUUAUUUUGUUUAAGACAAUACCACUAUUUUUCAAUUUGAAUGUUGAGAAAUAGUUUUAUUUGUACCAUGAUCGUAAUGUGAGAAACGCCUGGGUGAUAAUCCUGUAUUAGAGAACAUUAUUCUUCCCCAAGAAAGUUAAAGAGAAAGUUUUUAUUUUAUCCACAUAACUUAACUACUUAUACAAUUGAUGCUUAUGGCCUUUAGUGUUUCAUUCAUAUAACCAAGCAUCACUUUGAUUUUUUGCUAGUGUCUUCAUUAAGAAUAAUAAAUGAUGUAUUUACAUACAAAAUUAGCAGUUUCUAUUGGAUAACUAGUUUUAAUUUAUUUAUUUAGCAUCAGCAAACUUACUUGAAUCCUUCAGUACUGACUUAUACAGGCUAUGUGUACUACAAUUUCUUAUCCAAUCAUAUUACCCCAUCUUUUAUAUGGACCCUGUGUGGACUGAAUACAUGUAUGUUGAAUAAUUCAAAUAAUUUUUUGGACGCAUUGCUUAUAUAAGUUUUGUAUAACUGUACUCUUUGGUAAGAUUUUUGUCUUAGCAUUUGCCUGUACUUUUAUUAUGCCCCCCUUUGAAGAAGAGGGGGUAUAUUGUUUUGCUCAUGUCCGUCCGUCUGUCUGUCCGUCCGUCCGUCCGUAUGUCCAUCCACCAGAUGGUUUCCGGAUGAUACCUCAAGAACGCUUAGGCCUAGGAUCAUAAAACUUCAUAGGUACAUUGAUCAUGACUUGCAGAUGACCCCUAUUGAUUUUGAGGUCACUAGGUCAAAGGUCAAUGUCACGGUGACCCAAAAUAGUAAAAUGGUUUCCGGAUGAUAACUCAAGAACGCUUAGGCCUAGGAUCAUGAAACUUCUUAGGUACAUUGAUCAUGACUCGCAGAUGACUCCUAUUGAUUUUGAGGUCACUAGGUCAAGGUCACGUAGACCCGAAAUAGUAAAAUGGUUUCCGGAUGAUAACUCAAGAAUGCUUAUUGGAUCAUUUAACUUCAUAGGUACAUUGAUCACGACUUGCAGAUGACCCCUAUUGAUUUUGAGGUCACUAGGUCAAAGGUCAAGGUCACUGUGACCCGAAAUAGUAAAAUGGUUUCCGGAUGAUAACUCAAGAACACUUACGCCUAGGAUCAUGAAACUUCAUAGGUACAUUGAUCAUGACUCGCAGAUGACCCCUAUUGAUUUUCAGGUCACUAGGUCAAAGGUCAAGGUCACGGUGACCCAAAACAGUAAAAUUGUUUCCGGAUGAUAACUCAAGAACACUUAUGCCUAGGAUCAUGAAACUUCAUAGGUACAUUGAUCAUGACUCAUAGAUGACCCCUUUUGAUUAUCAGGUCACUAGGUCAAAGGUCAAGGUCACGGUGACUCAACUUAGAAAAAUGGUUUCCGUAUGAUAACUCAUGAAUGCUUACCCCUAGGAUCAUGAAACUUCAUAGGUACAUUGAUCAUGACUCGCAGAUGACCCCUAUUGACUUUCAGGUCACUAGGUCCAAGGUCACGGUAACUCGGACACAGUAAAAUGGUUUCCGGAUGAUGACUCAAGAAUGCUUACGCCUAGGAUCAUGAAACUUCAUAGGUACAUUGAUCAUGACUCGCAGAUGACCCCUAUUGAUUUUCAGGUCACUAGGUCAAAGGUCAAGGUCACGGUGACUCGACACAGUAAUUUUUUUUCCGGAUGAUGUCUCAAGAAUACUCAUAGGCCUAGGAUCAUCAAACUUCAUAGGUACAUUGAUCAUGACUCGCAGAUGACCCCUAUAGACUUUCAGGUCACUAGGUCCAAGGUCACGGUGACUCGGACACAGUAAAAUGGUUUCCGGAUGAUGACUCAAGAAUGCUUAUGCCUAGGAUCAUAAAACUUCAUAGGUAAAUUGAUCAUGACUCGCAGAUGACCCCUAUUGAUUUUCAGGUCACUAGGACAAAGGUCAAGGUCACAGUAAAAUUGUUUCCGGAUGAUGUCUCAAGAAUACUCAUAGGCCUAGGAUCAUCAAACUUCAUAGAUACAUUGAUCAUGACUGGCAGAUGACCACUAUUGAUUUUCAGGUCACUAGGUCAAAGGUCAAGGUCACAGUGACAAAAAACGUAUUCACACAAUGGCUGCCACUACAACUGACAGCCUAUAUGGGGAGCAUGCAUGUUUUACAAACAGCCCUUGUUUACAAGUAUGUUGAGUCUUGUUAGUAGAAAUAAUUGAACAAUAAACUUUAACAUGUU